UGUGAAUUCACUCUCAACUUCCCUCCUUUCACCUCCUCGCACUCCUUCGUCAAACGGUCCUCAUUUGUUACCAUACCUCUUCCCAAUGAGCCGACAUCUGGCAUAGCUACAUAAGGCACUGUUUCGUUGCCAUAUCAUGUCAGUAUUCAACAACACAGUCCCAGAGCACCGUGCACAAUCUCAUCCAUUCGACCACCCACCAUGAGUACCCCAUCUGUAGAGUACUUGUCAGCUCUUGAAGCUCGCGAUGCCCGCGAGCAGUCACACGCGCACUACAUUCAAAUCUUUACUCGAUUCGCCGAUCGGUCGGCAGCUUCCACGUACCCAUCAGUCUCGUCUGCUGGGGGAUCCGUACCCAUCUCCAGCUUACCUCUCAGACCCACUAGUUCAAAAAAGCAGUCGUAUGGACCCUUAGAUGCCACGGCACCUGACGCGACGUUCUCGACACCAUCCUCGGGAGAGGUUACUCAGAUCCGUGCUGAAUUGGCACAAACGCAGAAACUACGCAAUGAUUUAGAAACCAAAGUAUCGGAUCAGGGCGUGGAACUCGAGGGUUUGAGAUUAGCGGCGACCGAGCAGAAGAAGCGCAUUGCUCAAUUGGAGAAGACGAAGGAAUACUUGGAACAGAAAGUCAAAGACCGUGCGGAUGAGUUGCGGGGAAAAGGCAGAUUUGUCGAGGAGGUUCAGGAUGAGAUGGUGGCAAUGAAUUUACAGCUGAAUAUGGCAGAACAGGAGAAGGAGAAGCUGAGACUGGAGAACGAAGAGUUGACACGGAGAUGGAUGGCCAAGAUGGAGGCAGAAGCGCAUUCAAUGAACGAGAAAAUGGAUAAAGAAAUGGAAGGUAGGAAAGGCCGGUGAGCGUGAAUUACGAGCGUACAUACAUUGCAGCCAGUCAGCCACGACAUUUACGGACUGUGCUCAUUCAUCUCCCAGAACGAGACAGGCAUCUCAUAAAUACCUAGAUAGACACAGAGGUGAAUCAUAUAUCGUCUAACGUGCAUGUACCUGACUGAUGGAUCUGCCGUUACUAAAUCUAAAAAUUGAUACAAUACUCGAUAGGUAUCUAGGUAUUCAUAGCAUGAACCAAAGUACCUGACCUCAUGGCACUUA
Molecule: messenger RNA, 1110 nt
Organism: Aaosphaeria arxii CBS 175.79
Lineage: Eukaryota; Fungi; Ascomycota; Dothideomycetes; Pleosporales
Product: autophagy protein 16
Exons: 2
Coding region: 202-858 (218 amino acids)
Source: RefSeq, a predicted model, not a curated record